UGUUUUUUUCUGGUGUAUGAACGCCGUCGCUGUGCGCAUGUGCAGACCGCAGCAUGGCUCACCUGCGGCGCCACUUAUAAUCAGGUAAUUGCUGCAGAAACUGUGUCCGCGAGACAGCUGCGGGUCGUUUCACGCUGUAUUACUGAAGUAUAACUGCACAGAGAGCUGCUGCAGGACAAUAAUAACCAGAUUAUCAGUUAUUACUCAUCAGAGCAGCUCACAGCUCCGACAGUUCAAGUCAUGAAUCCUCCAACCAGCAGAGACGCAACUCACCCGGCAGGGCACUACAUGCCCCAAACUUCCUCUUCAUCAGGAGGAGGUUUGUACCUGGAUGCCUACGAGGUUUCGUUCCCUCUGGAGGAAAGUAUCGAGAGACCGCCUGCGUAUCACCUGAACCAGGGCCAGCAGGUGAUGGAGGAGCCGAUGGUGCAGGAGCCUCCUCACUCUCAGUACAGCCCGUUCAUCCUGGUCUCCAACCUGCGGGCUCACCUCUACGUCACUCUGGAGAAGAACGCCUGGCUGCAGAAACGCAUCGAGGAGCUGGAGGAGGAGCGCAACUUCCUGCGCUGCCAGCUGGACCGAUUCAUCGUCAGCAUGAGAGGGCCGGAGGUGUCUGAGUGGUGCGGAGACCCCCAGCGUGCUGUGAAGGUCCAGCCCGCCAGCCCCCCCUCCCCCCCGUCCCCCAUGACCACCAGGUCCGGGAUGACCCUCAAACGGCUGCAGAGACCAGGACCCCGGGGCCGCCGCGGCACCGCCAUCCCUGUGAAGCAGGAGUUCCACCUGGAGGAGGACAAGUACUACACGGAGGACGAGUACGUGGAGGAGGACGAGGAGGAGGUGGAGGAAGACGACGACUCCGCGGUGGAGAAAGGCUCGAAGAAGAAAGGACGAGCCAACGGAGAGCCGAGGAUGAAGAUGAGGAGGAUCUUCAGGAUCACACACGGCAGGGAGAGACAGAGAGUCAAAGACCCAGAGGGAGUUCUGAUCCGCUAUAAGAAGAUCCUGACGACCUACCAGCGGGUGAGGAGCAUGUCCCGAGCCUUCCAGAUCCACGGCGUGGACAGGAACACCAUGGCCUCCACCUCGCCCAUCGCAGAGCUGCUGCUGGUGGCUCCAGAGAAGCUGACGGAGGUCGGAGAGUUCGAGGCGCCGAAGGAGAAGCUCCUGGAUUACGCUCGGCGCUGCUACAAAACGAUGGACGAGCCGACACACGCCAAAGUCCAGAGCAUGAAGAAGACUCACAAGCUGCUGCCCAUCUCCUACAGGUUCAGAAACUGAACAGUGUUUGGUUUCAGCUUCUCAACAUUUAUCAUCAUCAUCUUAACGUAAAAAAAAAAGAAGAUAAAUUAAGACACUUAAAUCCCAAAUUACAUAAUUUUCAUCAGUUUCACAGUUCUACCAACAUGCUCCUUGAUUUAGAUUUAUGUUAGUGAGUUUUCUUUUUAUUUAUGAUGCAGCUGUUAAUGAUUUUUCAGCUUGUUUUGAUUAUAAUUUUCACCGGAUGUUAAAAUAACUCUGAAGAUACUUUUUGCUUUAAAUCAGGAAUUAACUGAAGUUAUAUAUUAACUAGAAGACAGUUUAUUAGGAAGUUUAAUUUCCUUCUAAUUUCAGAUCACUAUGAUUCAGUUUGAGUGACUAUUUAUAGAGCAGGAAUCAGUGAGUAAAUGUGUUAUUUUGGAUAAAAACUGUUGAAUUUCUGCGAAAUUGAAAUAUUUGUGCUCUUUGCGGACCCCCAGAUGGUUGUUUGCCCUUAUUCAUUUUUGACACAGCCUUUUGUAUUGUGUGCAUUAUUAUUUUGUAAAAUAUUAAUUGAUUUAACAUCGUAUUAUUGGAAAAAAAUGUGUUUGUAUAUAUAUCUUGUGCCUAAGUUGUAUAUCUAUAUUAUUUGAGUCGGCCAGCUGAGCUUGUGUGAUAUUAGAAGGUUUGAAAUGUCACAAAAACAAAAAGUAAAAGUGCUUGAAAAUGUU
This is a messenger RNA of Centropristis striata (black sea bass), 1967 nucleotides long. It is a transcript of the gene ccdc106b, whose product is annotated as coiled-coil domain containing 106b. Gene Ontology annotation, cellular component: nucleoplasm. The transcript has 7 exons. The coding region runs from base 241 to 1278 and encodes 345 amino acids. NCBI's taxonomy places the organism in Eukaryota, Metazoa, Chordata, Actinopteri, Perciformes, Serranidae. The record is from RefSeq and is a predicted model, not a curated record.